AUGGCACCACCAGCAUUCUCCGAUAUUCAAAAAUCUAGUAACGAUUUAUUAAACAAGGAUUUCUUCCACUUGUCCACAGCCGCAGUUGAUGUCAAAUCUACUGCACCAAAUGGAGUUGGUUUCACCGUCAAGGGUAAGACUGCUAAAGAUAACUCUAUUGCUGCAUCCAUUGAAGCUAAGUACGCCGACAAACCAUCGGGAUUGACUUUGACUCAAGCAUGGAACAACGCCAACUCGUUAGACACCAAGAUCGAGUUAUCGGAAUUAUUGACCCCGGGUUUAAAGGGUGAAUUGGUUACUUCUGUGAUUCCAAACGGUCCAAGAAACGCCAAAUUGAACUUCUUCUACCAACAAAACGCCGUCAAUGCCAGAUUAUUUUUUGAUUUAUUGAAGGGCCCAAUUGCCUUAGCUGACUUGUCUGUUGGCCACGAUGGUUUCACCGCCGGUGCCGAAUUAGGUUACGACAUUGCUUCUGCCAAGGUUAACAGAUACUCGUUAGGUGUUGGUUACGCUAAGCCAUUGUACACCGUUGCUGCUACCGCCACCAACAACUUGUCAAUCUUCUCUGCUGCUUACUACCACAAGGUCUCCCCAUUGGUUGAAGCCGGUGCUAAGGCCACCUGGGACUCUGUCAAGUCUUCCAACGUUAACGUUGAAUUUGCUACCAAGUACAAGUUAGACCCAACCGCUUUCGUCAAGGCUAAGAUCGCUGACUCUGGUUUAACUGCUCUUGCUUACUCCCAAGAAUUGAGACCAGGUGUCAGAUUAGGUUUAGGUGCUUCUUUCGAUGCCUUGAAGUUGGCUGAACCAGUCCACAAGUUAGGUUUCUCUUUAUCAUUCUCUGCUUAA
Molecule: messenger RNA, 849 nt
Organism: Debaryomyces tyrocola
Lineage: Eukaryota; Fungi; Ascomycota; Pichiomycetes; Serinales; Debaryomycetaceae
Source: the annotation of a GenBank genome assembly